Somion occarium is the source of this 1067-nucleotide messenger RNA. The record is from the annotation of a GenBank genome assembly. Lineage: Eukaryota; Fungi; Basidiomycota; Agaricomycetes; Polyporales; Cerrenaceae.
CAUGAUGACUUGCUGAUUGUCGACGGCGGCGAGGGUUUGAGCUUGAGGACUUCACCUGCGACGGGCGACAACUGGUAGCAGACGCUAGGCGGGGUGCCGGCACGUGCCGGGUGGCUGAAAUGGUCCUAUACAGAACGGACCUGCCGCUACCGGCAAACACCGGCCGUGUGUGGUCUGCAUUGUGUGCUGUUGGCUUUGCUGGAAUCGAGCUCCUCCAUCACCUCAAGACCCCCUCUUCACAAGGCAAAGGUGAAUAAUACUGCUUUUGAAUACCACCGCUGGUUGUGAUCUACGGAAUACGGCACUCGACGACGACGACUAUCUGGUUUUGCCUGGUUGAGAGAUGGAAAAUUUGCUCUUCAGCCGGCAUAAACAUGCUCGUCUUGACUCGCGCUUUCCGUAGCACGACACUCGGACGAGCUUUAGGUACUCAUUCCUGUUCUUUCACUCCGUGUAGUUUCCCGGGCUCCACACCACCUUUCCAUCUGUCACCAUGGUUCGCGUCUCUGUCCUGAACGACUGCCUCAACAACAUUGUCAAUGCGGAGCGCAGGGGCAAACGUCAGGUCCUUAUUCGUCCUUCCUCGAAGGUCAUCAUCAAGUUCCUCUCCGUCAUGCAGCGACAUGGUUAUAUUGGCGAGUUCGAGAUUGUUGACGAUCAUCGCUCCAACAAAAUAGUCGUUCAGCUUAACGGACGUCUGAACAAGACUGGAGUCAUUUCUCCUCGUUACAACGUCCAGGUCUCCCAGAUCGAGACCUGGGUCAACUUGUUGCUUCCUGCUCGUGGCUUCGGUAUCAUCAUCCUCACCACCUCCUCCGGUAUCCUUGACCACGAGGAAGCUCGUCGCAAGAACGUUGGUGGCAAGCUUUUGGGCUACGUGUACUAGAUGUAUGUUUCUUUCAUGUGCGCCUGUAGGGCAGGCUUUCAAAACACUAUGGCCUUCAUGUGCUUUUAAUACAUGAUUAUCUGCCGAGGUUGGGCAGCUUGUUUUUGAUAUUUUGUGUUUUGGUGUGAGAUAUCUCGCUCGGUGGUUCGUCCAGUUUUGCAAAGAGAUAUGAAGAUGCAAC